This is a messenger RNA of Salvia splendens (bonfire salvia), 2018 nucleotides long. RefSeq names its product amino acid transporter AVT1C. Lineage: Eukaryota; Viridiplantae; Streptophyta; Magnoliopsida; Lamiales; Lamiaceae. The coding region runs from base 184 to 1836 and encodes 550 amino acids. The transcript is spliced from 13 exons. The record is from RefSeq and is a predicted model, not a curated record.
CAGAAAUCUAAUAUGAAUAGGAAAAGAAAACAACACAUUUAAAUAUUCUUACCAUUGUAGAUUUAAUUUCUCAAAAAAUUGAAAUAAAAUUGUUUGGAGAUUGUAGGUAUAAAUAUUGAAUAGAAAAGCGGCAAUUUGAAUUGGAUUUGAAGCUUUUGAAGGGAGAGGGAAUAGGCAAAGACGAUGAAGAAUUCCGCAUCUGAGCAGAGUUUCUACAUCGAAAGUGAGGGAGAAGAAGAUGAGAAUUACAAAUAUGGAGAUGGUGAUGGUGAUGGGAGUGAUUCCGAACAUUCGAAUUACUCCAACGACGACGACGACAAUGACAAUGCCAAUCACGAGAGCAAGACGGCCUGGCCUCAAAGUUACAGGCAAACCAUGGACUUAUACGGUACUGUUCCAUCUCCGAGUCUCACUUUCUUGGGGCCACCAUCGCUAUCACAGCUGGGGAGCUCGUUCUUGUCAUCGUCCCUCGUGAGGAGGCACACUCCCGACAGGCUACCUUCAUUUGUCAGGCCACUUCUGCCACAGUUAGAGGCUGAGAAAUCCAAACAACCGCGUGGUUCUUACUAUGGGCCACCUGCGCUCUCGAGGAAAUCCAGUUUGAGAAAAGCAGUUCUUGAUAAGAGAGCUUCAAUCGCACAGGAGCCUCCAGUUUCUUAUCAGAGUACAUAUGGACAGGCUGUGCUGAAUGGUAUGAACGUGCUAUGUGGAGUUGGAAUACUUUCCACGCCUUAUGCUAUCAGAGAAGGAGGCUGGCUCGGGCUUUGUAUAUUAGUUCUUUUUGCGUGUCUCUCUUACUAUACUGGAAUUCUCUUGCGCCACUGCUUGGACAGCCAGCCUGAUCUUGAAACGUACCCGGACAUUGGCCAGGCUGCCUUUGGCAUUACAGGACGAAUUAUCAUAUCCAUUAUUUUAUACGUGGAGUUAUAUGCUUGUUGUGUUGAGUAUAUAAUUUUGGAGGGUGAUAACUUAUCAUCUUUAUUUCCAAAUGCGCAUUUGAACUUUGGAGGCUUUGAGUUGGACUCACAUCAUAUUUUUGCGUUAGCUACCACCCUGGCCGUUCUUCCUACUGUUUGGUUACGAGACCUGAGUAUUCUGAGCUACCUCUCUGCUGGAGGUGUCCUCGCAUCAACCUUGGUCGUCGUUUGCCUGUUUUGGGUUGGCACAGUGGAUGGAGUCAACGUCCAUGCUCCAGGGACAGCUAUCAACCUUUCCAGUCUUCCUGUUGCUAUAGGUCUAUACGGUUAUUGCUACUCUGGGCAUGCCGUUUUCCCCAAUAUAUACUCAUCGAUGCAAAAGCCCAGCGAAUACCCUGCAGUCCUCCUAACGAGCUUUGGUCUUUGCACGUUGAUGUACGCUGGAGCUGCUAUAAUGGGAUAUUAUAUGUUCGGAGAUGGAACAAAAUCGCAGUUCACCCUCAACAUGCCUAACAAUUUAGUUGCAUCUAAACUUGCUGUUUGGACUACAGUUGUCAAUCCAUUUACAAAGUAUGCACUAACCAUGGCUCCGGUAGCAAUGAGUCUCGAAGAAUUGAUACCAUCCACAAAUGCCCAAUCCCACAUGUAUUCGCUCAUCAUAAGGACAUUAUUGGUGAUAUCCACCCUGCUGGUUGGCCUUAGCAUCCCAUUCUUUGGUCUGGUGAGUGCAUUGAUAGGAUCCUUUCUCACGAUGCUAGUUACGUUGAUUCUUCCGUGUGCUUGCUAUUUGAGCAUCCUAAGAGGCAAACUGAGCUUACUCCAGAGGGCGAUGUGUGUGUCGGUGAUUGGAAUUGGCGUUGUGGCGUCUGCGAUUGGAAGCUAUUCAGCUCUGUCUAAAAUCAUCGACAGGCUCAGAUGAUGAUGGUGGUGAGGGCAAUUUGUAUGAGUGCAAUUUGUACUAAAUAUCAGUUUGCAUCAGUUUCUUUUAAAUUUUGAUUGCAGAAGUAUCAUUCUUUAUUUCAUUGUAUGCACAACAGUUUUUGAUGCUGGGAACAACUUAUGUUAUACCUCUCAUUCUAGUUAUAUUUAUUGUUUAGCUAA